CAAGAACUCUCCCCCGCAUCAAUGGCCGAAUCGAACCCUGUUCCUCUUUUCCUCCUCCUGCUCUUGGUGUUCCUCUGCUCAUCCAACACGGUGGCUCCGAUCUCCGAGAACGAAGUGGACUCCGCGAUUGCUGCCCUACGGUCGAGCGGCUACGCCCUUUUCGGCAACGGCAUUGCCGUCUCCGACCUCCUCUUCGACCUCCUUCACCACGGCCCCAACGCGUCCUUCACCCUCUUUGCGCCCACCGAUGCCGCCCUCUUCGCGCUAGACAUGGCCUACCCCGCCGCCGCCUACGUCCGCGUCCUUCGCCAGCACGUCGCCGUCCGCCACCUCACCCACCAUUCCCUCCGCUCCAUCCCGUCGGGAACCCCCGUCCCCACCCUCCUCCUCUCCCGCGACCUCAUCAUCUCCCAUCGCCGCGACCCCGUCGGCGGGGAAGGUCUCGACGUGGCGACGGUCGACGGAGUGGACGUUGUUCUGCCGGGGAUCUUCCACUGCAAGGACCUCGCCGUCCACGGCCUCAACGGUAUCCUCGCCCCGCGCAAGAGCGAGGCCUCAGAUGGGAUCCCGUACGAGCAGCCAGGAUCGCCGGAUAAGCACCUCCCUCCUGACGGAUUCGAUCACACGCCGGAUUCUUGGACGCCAGCGGCAUCCCCUGCCAUGGAUCUCUCUCCGAUCCUGCCGGUCGCGGCAGCUCCGGUGCCGAUGCCCGCUUAUCCAUAUCCGAUCACAUUGCCGCCGUCGUUUCUUGAUGAAAUCUACCCGCCGACUAGCAAAAGCGGAUGGAAGGGGAGACACAGAGGCACCGGGAAGGUGGGAGCGUCUCCGACGAGUUCACCAGCCGCGGGCCGCCCUCUCAGUCCACCUCAGCAAGGUAUUGUUGACGCCCCUUAA
This is a messenger RNA of Musa acuminata AAA Group (dessert banana), 894 nucleotides long. Its product is annotated as fasciclin-like arabinogalactan protein 19. The transcript has a single exon. The record is from RefSeq and is a predicted model, not a curated record. Lineage: Eukaryota; Viridiplantae; Streptophyta; Magnoliopsida; Zingiberales; Musaceae. Bases 22 to 894 code for a protein of 290 amino acids.